UCUGCCUAUCGAUAUGCUGUUGACACGUCCAGUUUAGUUUAUUUACAAUUUGACCAAAUCAUUUUAGCUGCAAUUUAUGGCUGAUUUUCAAGAGCAGCUGCGACAAUAUCGCCUUCAAAAGAGAAGAAAGGAAACUGUGGACAACUUCAAGGACAAGUUGCGUAGAUUCUGGAUGUUGGGCACUGGAGCUAACAAAGAUACAACCAUCGAGGUACAACAGGUACCAGCAAAAGCAGAAGUUACCUCUGAAAACUCGCAGGAUGAUGAGGCUGUGGCAUCCUCCAGUGAAAAUGAACUGCUGCCUGAGGAAAACACCAUGCCCUCCAGAUCCACAGAUCAUCAUCAUAGGGAAAACAACGGUCUCAAAUACACCCUUUGGGCGGUAUAUCUUCUCUUCUGGAUAACUCUCUAUGCGAUAGCCAUAAAGCUGAGUUUCGGAUUGGUUUUUCUCAUGUUUUCCGCGCUUUUCGGCAUCUACUUCAAUACCCGAACGGAUCCCAAGAAACGGAAUGAGAUGAGUGCCUAUAGUGUGUUCAACAAAAACUGUGAAAGCAUCGAUGGAACCUUGAAGGCAGAGCAAUUCGAGCGGGAAAUCCGCUAUGGAUCGGGAAGUGUACGUUAGGAAUAGUUUAAGAUAUGUCAUCAAAUGUUUAUAAAACAUAUACAAAAAAAAAUUAAAAUGUUAUUGUUAACGUAAAAGUUAAUCUGAAAAUUUGAUCAUAUCUUAACAAACCGUUUUCACAGUAUGCACAAUUUAUUAUUUUCAAUAAUUAAAAAUUCCGCCUACCGGUUAUUGUCCAC
Molecule: messenger RNA, 801 nt
Organism: Drosophila gunungcola (fruit fly)
Lineage: Eukaryota; Metazoa; Arthropoda; Insecta; Diptera; Drosophilidae
Gene: Saysd1
Product: SAYSvFN domain-containing protein 1
Exons: 2
Coding region: 77-622 (181 amino acids)
Source: RefSeq, a predicted model, not a curated record